Molecule: messenger RNA, 2511 nt
Organism: Amorphotheca resinae ATCC 22711
Lineage: Eukaryota; Fungi; Ascomycota; Leotiomycetes; Helotiales; Amorphothecaceae
Exons: 5
Coding region: 1-2511 (836 amino acids)
Biological process (GO): transmembrane transport
Molecular function (GO): transmembrane transporter activity; hydrolase activity
Source: RefSeq, a predicted model, not a curated record
AUGUCUAUCCCACUGUCAAAGGCUUGCUGCUCUUCACCCGCGGUGGUGCGGGAAGGUUAUGAGCAGAAGGGCCAUUUCACUACUUUCGACAACCUCAAGACAUAUGUCACCGGGUCAACAUCAGCCAAGAUGGCUAUUCUCUACGCCUACGACGCAUUUGCCUUUACCUCACAGACCCUUCAAGGAGCGGACAUGCUUGCCGCUAUGGCAGACUGUCUCGUUCUGAUGCCGGAUUUCUUGGACGGGGGCAUUCCUCGAGAAGCCUUCCCCGCUGACACUCCCGAAAAGGAGCAAAUAUUCGUAGAUUUCUUUGCCGGCAAAGGAGACUGGGACCGGGUGACCAAAUUGGUUACAUCGAGCGUCAAGGCUAUCAAGAGUGCAUAUCCCUCUGUUGAGAAAAUCGCAGGCCUAGGCUUUUGCUAUGGCGGAAAGGUGUCGAUCUGUGCAGCCAACCAACCUGAUACCCCAUUCAAUGCCAUUGCACAGGCACACCCGGCCCGGCUAGCUAAGGAAGAUGCAGAGGCUCUUAGGGUGCCGCAUCUGUGCCUGGCUUCGAAUGAAGAGGAUCCCGAGGAUGUGAAGGCCUUUGACGCUGUGGCCAAGCCCCCUGGAUCUGAGACGUACACGUACGAGAAGAUGCAUCAUGGCUGGAUGGGCGGACGGGCCGACUUUAACAACGAGCUCAACGUACAGGAAUUCACGAGAGGCGUCCAAAUCUCACCACCGCAGCUAUGCAGACCCAAAUACAAACUGAGGAGGACAGAUCCAGUCCUCACAACGCGAUUCAAACACCCAGACGUGAUCACUACCGAAAAUAAAGUCUCCGAGCCCACGUCACUUCUUCCAGGACGUGCUACACCUGGAGCGAUGAAUAGUAGCAGCAGCAAUGAUAACAACGGAGAACCCAUUUCAGCGGCAGCUUUGCCCGGACAGGCUGUCGAUAUCGAGAGAGAUGUCUCGAGGCCUGUGAGUCGAAAUGAAGACUCCUCCAUCAACGGAACAGACCCCAGCUCCGCGAUUGAUUUGGAGAAAACGGCUGGCGAAACCGCCCAGCUAUCUUCCUCUAAGGAGGUUCAAUAUUCCGUGUUCCCUCGAAACCAGAAGUACUUUAUCGUGUUCAUGGCAUCGCUGGGUUCGUUCUUCUCACCACUUAGCGCCAACAUAUACUUCCCAGCCUUAAACACAUUGGCAUCGCACUACAAUGUAACGCCUUCAAUGAUCAACCUCACCAUCACGACCUAUCAGAUCUGCCAGGGUCUAGCACCAAGCGUGUAUGGUGACUUCUCCGACCAGGCAGGGCGACGUCCGGCUUUCAUCGUGGCUUUCGUGAUCUAUGUCGCGGCGAAUAUCGGCCUUGCGGUUCAGAACAGCUACGCGGCACUGAUGGUCCUGCGCUGUCUGCAAAGCUCUGGUAGCAGCGGAACCAUUGCACUAUCCCUGGGCAUUAUCGCCGACGUGACAACUACGGCAGAGCGGGGGACGUACAUGGGAUUGGCUCUGUCAGGGGCAAUGUUAGCUUCUGCCAUUGGGCCGAUAAUUGGGGGACUGCUGACUCAAUUUCUCGGGUGGCGAGCUAUCUUUUGGUUCCUAACCAUCUUCAGCGGCUCCUAUACCUUGAUAUACAUAAUUCUGAUGCCAGAAACUAACCGGACCAUCGUUGGCAAUGGCUCUGUGGCGCCACGAGAGUGGUGGAACAUGUCUGGCUUAGACAUGCUGCGUCUGAGGAAGUUGAGACGGAAUGAGACAAAGGAAGCUCGGGAACUGAGGGAAUCGUUGCCGAAGAACAAGGUUCGGUGGCCACGGCCUUGGACAUCGCUACAGGUCAUGAAAGAGAAGGAUGUGGCUGCUGUGCUGUUCUUCAAUUCCAUCGUCAAUUGCGCCUUUUACGAUGUCAUAGCCACCACUCCCCUACAAUUCGAACGGCUCUAUGGCUAUAAUAGUGUCCAGAUUGGCCUCUGCUACCUCCCUUUAGGCGUCGGAAGCUUCAUCGCCGCGAUUGUAAACGGCAAAAUUAUUGACUGGAAUCUCCGCCGUAUCGCGCGCGCGAACAACUUCCCCAUCGACAAGAAACGCGCCCAAGACCUCCGCAAUUUUCCCAUAGAGAAGGCCCGCAUGCAGACCCUCCUCCCGAUAUUCCUGCCCGGAGUCGCCACUGUCCUUUGCUACGGCUGGGUUUUGCAGCAAUCUGCCCCGCUCGUAGCGCCUCUGAUACUCCAAUUCAUUAUAGGCCUAUCGUUUACCUCUGCCGCGAACACUGGUAGCACACUGCUCGUGGAUCUAUACUCGGCCAAGCCUGCCACGAUCACGGCGGCGAAUAAUCUUGCUCGUUGCCUCAUGGGAGCUGGAGCCACGGCACUGAUUAAUCCGAUGAUUGAUGGGAUGGGAAUUGGGUGGUGCUACACCUUCAUUGGAUUGGUUUGUUUCAUUACAACUCCGAUGCUCUUGCUGCUGAUAAAGAAGGGCCCCGCAUGGCGGGAAGCACGACGACUGAAACACGAACAGCCCAAAUGA